Molecule: messenger RNA, 2145 nt
Organism: Brassicogethes aeneus
Lineage: Eukaryota; Metazoa; Arthropoda; Insecta; Coleoptera; Nitidulidae
Source: the annotation of a GenBank genome assembly
CACACAAUUAUUUCAUUAAGGGUUUUAAAAGGUUUUUCCAAAAUGUGGUUCCUCGACAUUUUUAGUUUGUGUUUGUUGUUUUCCUGUGUUUUGACUGAAAAUAAGAAGCCAAAUAUUAUAGUGAUCGUAGCUGAUGAUAUGGGCUAUAAUGAUGUUGGUUUUCACGGCAGUAAUGAAAUCCCCACGCCGAACAUCGACGCUCUGGCUUAUAAUGGGGUCAUUUUAAACAGCCAUUACACUCAGGCCUUAUGCACUCCGUCUAGAGCAGCAUUCUUGACUGGGAAAUACCCAAUCCAUUUAGGGAUGCAACAUUUGGUUAUCCUGGAACCAGAACCAUGGGGUUUACCGUUAAACGAAACAGUGUUACCACAGCACUUGAAAAGAAAUGGUUACGUCACUCACGCCAUAGGAAAAUGGCAUUUAGGUUUCCACAAAAAAGAAUACACUCCUACGUAUAGAGGGUUUGACUCUCACUUUGGUUACUGGCAAGGACUUCAAGACUACUAUAAACACACCGUACAAGCAACGUACACCAGUGAGCACGGCUAUGACAUGCGCAGAAACAUGACGGUGGACUGGGAUUCCCAGGGAAAAUACUCCACGACCCUCUUUACCGAUGAGGCUGUCAAACUUAUCAAAGACCACAAUACGGAAAACCCUAUGUUCAUGUAUUUGGCGCACCUAGCCCCUCAUUCCGGUAACGACGAUGACCCCUUGCAAGCUCCCGAUGAGGAGAUAGCUAAAUUCGCCCACAUUGAGGACCCUGAAAGGAGGAUUUACGCUGCUAUGGUUUCUAUGUUGGAUAGAAGCGUUGGGAGUGUUAUGCACGCACUAAGGGAGAAACGCAUGUUGGAGAAUUCCAUUGUUCUGUUCAUGUCCGACAACGGCGCCAAUCCCGAUGGUAUUCACGCCAAUCACGGCUCGAAUUAUCCCCUGAGAGGUGUCAAAAAUUCGCCGUGGGAGGGCGCGCUGAGAAACAUAGCGGCCAUUUGGAGUCCCUUGAUCAAAAAACCGCAACGAGUGUCCAAUCAGUUGAUGCACAUCUCCGAUUGGUUGCCGACCUUUUAUUCGGCCGCCGGGUUGAAUAAAUCGGAGUUGGGUGCUAUGGAUGGUUUGGAUUUGUGGGGGGUUAUUUCGGGCGACGAGAAGAAUCCCAGGACGGAACUUCUGCAUAAUAUCGACGACGUUUAUCGCUAUGGGGCGGUACGACAAGGCGACUUUAAGUACUUGUAUGGGUCCACGAGUGAGGGUCAAAAAGACGCGUGGUAUGGUUCUACAGGUAAAGAUGGCGACUAUAAAUACGCGGUGGACUCCAUACUGCAAUCGCAGAGUGCUACAAGUCUUGCCGGGUUGGUGACAUACCAACAAAUCAAACAGAAGAGUGUUAAUCAUCAAAACAAAUUCUCCGUUAAUAUACUGGACGAAAAAACCGUGCUUAAACUGCGAGAUGAAGCCACGGUUAAGUGUAAAAACGUUGAUUUGCACGAGCAAGACCCAUCGCAAGUCUGCGAUCCGAUGAAAUCGCCGUGUCUCUUCAACAUAGUAGAGGACCCAUGCGAAAUGGUCAAUCUAGCUGUAUCGAGGCCGAAUGUGGUCUACAACAUGGAGCAAACCAUGCUGCGCUACAGAAAAACCCUGAAACCUAUGAUCAACGUGCCUAGGGACCCCAACGCGGAUCCGGCCAAAUGGAAUGGCACCUGGGUGAAUUGGUUGGACUGCGAGGUUGUGGUGAAACAAAAAAUCCUCUUCAAUGUCCUAACGCCCCUGCAAAUAGGCAUUAUUGUUGGUGCUGGAGUAGCUGCACUCAUAGUUAUAAUAGUUUUAGUUUGCAUUAAGCUUCAAUCACCAAAGAGGAGUAUUCCAGUUAAGACGUACUUUGAAGAAAGUGAGGAGGUUAAUUUAAGAAUACCCACCAAAGAUAGCAGAUUCGAGAAUAGAGAGUUGAAGAUGAUGAACGAGAUUAGAACAGAACCAAAAAAUGCAAAUUAAAAUUACUGCAAUUUUUCACCACUGGGAAAAACUGUAUGUGAUAAACAGUAUUAGUUUUGCUAAUUUCUUAUAGAAAUUAACACAAACGCACAAAUGAAUAUUUAUUUUUUAUACCUACAUGUACAUAAAAUUAUGCCAAAUAAAUUAACUACCUAA